UUGUACGCAAACAAGCCCGGCGCCCAGCCUUUGUUGACGACAGCCGGUGAGCCACUCAGCCGCAAACUUGAGUCUUCAACGAGCAGUGAAGCUGCUACUACACGCAUCCACCGGCUGCCGCCUUUGCGCCUCCGCCGGAGGAUUUCAGUCAGCAGGACAGCAGCUCCGUCGACCGUCGUCAGUCGUGAAACAACAGCUCAUCAGUUGCAAUGAAACAAAUUUUGAAGAUCAUGACAUUGCUAACGGCUGUAUCAGCCGUAUGGAUUUUUCUGUUGCAAACUUCAGUUCUUCCAGAGAGCUAUAUCUGGUUGGUUCCUCUGUACCUAAUCGUGUCUCUUGGUUGCUAUGGCCUAUUGAUGGUUGGUGUUGGUUUGAUGACAUUUCCUACAUGUCCUCGGGAAGCUCUCUUAUUACAGCAGGACAUUUUUGAAGCUAAGGACUUCCUAAAGAAGAAAGGAGUCGAUGUUGGUGAUGAUUAAGCGGACUUCCAAAGGGGCAAGAGAAAAACAGAAAGCAUUUUGUAUUGACGAUCAACCACGAGGCGGCCACAUCAAAUCCUUGAGGUGCACAAGCUAUAGACAUACUCUGAUUUAUAGUUUGUGUGAAACCUUUAAAGUUAAAGAAACAUUGGCCUGAAUAGAGGGAUUUCAAUCUUUAUAGGUUACAUAACUUUCUGGUUUAGCUUUCAAGGUAAAAUGGUUUGUUUUUUUGUAGUUCACUGUGUUUAGGAAUUAUUUUUACUGACAGUUUUAAAAUCUUACCUGCAACAAAGCAGUAUAUUGAUGAUAAUAUCCUAUUUGUGGAUAAAUUCUUGGGUUUUGCUCAAAA
Ipomoea triloba (trilobed morning glory) is the source of this 828-nucleotide messenger RNA. RefSeq names its product dolichol-phosphate mannose synthase subunit 3. Gene Ontology annotation, biological process: GPI anchor biosynthetic process. NCBI's taxonomy places the organism in Eukaryota, Viridiplantae, Streptophyta, Magnoliopsida, Solanales, Convolvulaceae. The record is from RefSeq and is a predicted model, not a curated record. Gene Ontology annotation, cellular component: dolichol-phosphate-mannose synthase complex; endoplasmic reticulum membrane. Bases 210 to 479 code for a protein of 89 amino acids. The transcript has 4 exons.